UACAACAAAUUUACUAUGUGAAUAUAUUAAAAUAAUAAAAUAUAUUUCGGUAAAAACAUGACAUAAAAUUUAACAAAAUACACGCUUACCGUGAAUGGAACGUGAAACGUCAAAUGUGACAUCUACCUUUACGAUUUUUCUAAUAUUUACGGAAACUUUAAAAAAUUAUAUCUCGUAAACCGGGAGUCUCCGCAACUUGAAAUUUUGCAAAAAGCUUUUUAUUUAUGAGUACUAUCUACAACUAAUAUUGUGAACUUCCAAAUCGACGGACCCAAAAAGAAAGUUUAGCCAAAUUCAUUAAUAAUUUGUGGCGUAGGUAACUUGAAUGAGUUGAAUUAAAAAGACGAAAACGACAUCAGAUUCAGGGAUCGCUGUUAAAAAAGUUAACGCAUGGUAUAAGAUGCAAUAUGAACCCUAUUGAAUUAAGUAGGUAUAUACCGCAGUCUCCAAGAAUGCCGAACUAUCCACGAUUUUGUUUUCCGAAUACUCAAUGGCGAUUCAACUAUGGCCCACGUGUGUCUUCUUGGUCGAAUCAAACCCAAUCCAUUAUUGAUAGAAAUGAAGAACAUUGGUGUGAAACUUGUGAUAGAGGAUUUCCUAAUGCAGUCAUUCUGGAGAAACAUAAAAAUCAACAUGAAAAAUGCAAUAUAGAUGGAUGUGGAUUUGUAGCACAUCCAAAGAUAAUAACCAAACACAUACAAAUGCAGCACUCGACUGGUCUUUACAAAAAAAUUGCUAAAUUAAAUAAUCCAGAGGAAAUAAAGACAUGGCGAGAAGAAAGAAGAAGAAACUAUCCAACACAAGCUAAUAUUGAGAAAAAAGCUGCAAUGGUUAGGGAGAAAAUUGAAAGAGGUGAAAAAAUGGGACUUUCAAGAGACAAGAAUAUGUGUGACAAUAAAAAAUCAGGUAUGAACAGAAAAUACAAAAGUGAUAAUAGGAAAUUCAAUAACAAAUGUGAACUAAAUAGAAGAAAACCAAUUGAACAAAAAUUUAAAGCAAAUCAGAAACCUUCCCAAACACCAUUUAAAAAAACAAAAGUUCUACCAGUUCUUGAUGAGAAAAGAUCAAUUAAACCAUUUUUUGGUAUCCAAGAUAUUCUGUCAGAAAGUGUAACUCCAGAAGAUAUUAUGGAAACAGAAAAAUUUGACCUUGGCAUUGAAGAUGAUGAUGUGAGUGAAGAAAAUGUACCUAACACAAAAACAAACAUUAGUUCUGAGUCAACUGUAUGUAAUGCCCUUUCUUCACUUAUUUGUGAAUAUGGGUCUUCUGAUGAUGAUGAGUUUACUGUAUCAAAGGAAAACAUUAUUGACAAAUGUAACCAAAAUUCAGAAACAAAUGGAAAUCUUCAUAAAGUCAACUCAGAACCUAAAAGUGUAGCCAUACCUAAUUUAAGUGUACCUGAAAUGUCAGAACAUAAAAGAAAAGAUAGUAAAAGCUGUCUUUUGGAUGUUGAUGAUGAUGGCCCUGAAGAAAUAGCAAUAUUAAAGAAGGACAUAACAGAACUUACUCCGGAUAUAAUACCUGAUAAAAAAUCAGUUCCUAUAGAGAAAAAAGAAAAAAUUAAGAGUUACCCUACAAAAGUAAUUAAAAAACCACCAAGGUCAAGGGUGCCCUCUACACUUUUACAAAAACUACUUUUUAAGGAAGUGAAACAGGAACGUAAUAUUAUUUUGCAGUGUAUAAGACAUAUAAGAAAAAACAACUAUUUUACCAAAUAAAUAUCGAUGCUUGAAAGGCAAACGUGACUAAGCGACAAUAACUGCUUUGUACAUAAAUGAAAUGAUUUUAAUAGACCUAGAAAUAUAUAUUUUUUGCACA
Bombyx mandarina (wild silkworm) is the source of this 1818-nucleotide messenger RNA. RefSeq names its product nuclear FMR1 interacting protein 1 (gene Nufip). Gene Ontology annotation, biological process: box C/D snoRNP assembly. NCBI's taxonomy places the organism in Eukaryota, Metazoa, Arthropoda, Insecta, Lepidoptera, Bombycidae. The record is from RefSeq and is a predicted model, not a curated record. Gene Ontology annotation, cellular component: nucleus. Gene Ontology annotation, molecular function: RNA binding.